This is a messenger RNA of Schistocerca piceifrons (Central American locust), 3995 nucleotides long. RefSeq names its product zinc finger protein 43-like. The coding region runs from base 505 to 2070 and encodes 521 amino acids. The transcript has 6 exons. Lineage: Eukaryota; Metazoa; Arthropoda; Insecta; Orthoptera; Acrididae. The record is from RefSeq and is a predicted model, not a curated record.
CUGCGAUACCAUCACCCUUCGUGUACUCAGUACUGUGUAGUCAGCAGCAACCUCGUGGUGUUGUGGAAAUUUGUGUGUGAUAUUCUCCAGACUGUAGAACUGAAGCGAUGGACCAGGGGCCAACUAAGUGGAUAAAAAAAGAUGAAACUGAUGAAGUACAAACUGAGUUACACUUCAUAGGCCAAGAUUAUCCAUGCAGCAUGAAUGUAAAAGAAGAGUUGGAGAAGGGUGUGAAUAAAGAGUUUCUUGAAGACCCAUUAAAGGCUGGCGACCCUAGUGUUUGCGUGCAGCAAGACCCCGAACUGAAACACCAUGCUGCUGGAUCUGAGCAUAAUUCUGUUGAAGAUCCAUUGAGAAUAUCUUUGUCCACUGAUUUUAUCAAGGAGGAUCCUGAAUUAAAUAUAACUGAGAAUACUAUUUACUCAGACUACUGGUGGGAGGUGCAGCAUAUCAUGUGAAGAACCUUGUCACCAUAGACUGGUCCAGGAUGAGUUGGUGAUAGACAUGGAGAAGUCAACACAUGGGUUCAGUACCAAUACAGAAGAUCUGACUAUUGAUAAGGAAUGCUCAGUUGCCACCCAAUAUGACUGUAGUACGAGGGAAAAGGAAUUACAUGUAUAUAGCUGUAAUUUCUGCCAACAAAGCUUUUCUUCAAAAUACAGACUCAUAAUGCAUGUGUUUACGCACAUUGGUGGAACGCAACCACCUUCGUAUGUUUGUAAGUGGUGUGGUGAGGUAUUCCACAGUAAUGUUGGCUUGAAAAAGCAUAUGAGAAUGAGUGAGAAUUGUCGAGUUUCAACUGCAGACAGUCAUGAAAAAUAUGGACAUGGUGAUGAGCAUCAAACCACUACCUCGUUGGAUAGCGAGGCAGAAGUUUCUGUCACAGAACACAAUGACCAGUCUUCAUGUAAGGAAACUUGGAAAGAUGCAAACAAGCCUUCUAAUGACAUAUGUAACACACAUAUGACAAAUGAUAGAGAGAAAACUAGUUAUUAUGGAACUUUGUCUAUAGCUGUUAAUGUCAGUGCCCAGGCUGAUCUACUUACUGCAAACAGAACUCACAGAUGUGGUAUUUGUGGCAAAUUGUUUGCUAGGUCUGGUGAUUUCAACAUACAUGUUUCCAUUCAUACUGGGAAAAGACUUCACAAAUGUGAUAUUUGUGAGAAAUGGUUUGCCCAGUCACGUUAUCUAAAGGCUCACACAUUAAUUCACACUAGGAAGAAACCUUACAUGUGUAAGAUUUGUGGGAAAUCUUUUACUAUGAUAGGUGACGUCAAGAAACACACAUUAAUUCACACUGGAAAUAAACCUCACAAAUGUGAGAUUUGUGGGAAAUCUUUUACUAAGUUAGGUAAUCUCAAGCAACACUCAUUAAUUCACACUGGAAAGAAACCUCACAAAUGUGAGAUUUGUGGGAAAUCUUUUACUAAGUUAGGUAAUCUCAAACAACACUCGUUAAUUUACACUGGAAAGAAACCUCACAAAUGUGAGAUUUGUGGGAAAUCUUUUGCUGCGUCAGGCUCUCUCAAGCAACACUCAUUAAUUCACACUGGAAAUAAACCUCACAAAUGCGAGAUUUGUGGGAAAUCUUUUACUAGGUUAGGCUCUCUCAAGCAACACUCAUUAAUUCACACUGGAAAUAAACCUCACAAAUGUGAGAUUUGUGGGAAAUAUUUUACUAUAUUAAGCAAUCUUAACAAACAUUUAUUAAUUCACACUGGAAAGAAACCUCACAAAUGUGGGUUUUGUGGGAAAUAUUUUACUAUAUUAGGCAAUCUUAACAAACAUUUAUUAAUUCACACUGGAAAGAAACCUCACAAAUGUGAGAUUUGUGGGAAAUCUUUUACUAUGUUAGGUGAUCUCAAGAAACAUGUAUUAAUUCAUACUGGAAAGAAACCUCACAAAUGUGAGAUCUGUGGGGAAUCUUUUGCUACAUCAGGUGAUCUCAAGACACAUGCAUUUCAACACACUGGAAGUGGACCUCACAAAUGUGGUAUCUGUGACAAACGUUUCACUUACUUGAAUACUCUCAAGACACAUGCAUUACUUCAUGUCAGAAAGAAAUUGUAAGUGUGUGUUAGUUUAUGCAAAUAGGUUUUCAUGGUUGGUGCCCUCAAGGCCUAUAAAAUAAUGUAUGUACCAGGGGACAAUAAAUUGUACUUUCGGCGAAAUAACUUUAAAAUCUGGUAGAAUUGUGAAAAAACUUGUAAUGAUGUGUACUAUAGAGUGCUAACAGAUAAUGUGACAAAAAAUUCAUAUCUGUAGCUUCAGAUGUCAAGAAAUGGUGUUACCAAAUACUCAAGAAACAUGAAUCAAAUGUGUUUUUGUCAUUAGCACUGCUGCUUUUUCCUAUUGAUCUUGCAACAAGAAGAUUGUGAAUUGUGAUAAAUCCUUACAUUUGUCAGUAAUCAUAAGUAUCUUGCAAUAUUCAGUAUAAGGCCAAGCAAAUGUGAUGACUUGCUGCUUAAUAUUCCAAACAAAGUCAUCAUGUAGUACUUGUAACUGUAUUUUAGAAACAGUGACAGUAAAAAUAUAUUCAUGACACUUGCUUCAUUGAGGCUAGUAAACUCAAUACUGGAGAAACAUGAUUAUAACAAUUAUUUUACUCAGAUAUGUUUUCGCAAGAGACUUGGUGUGCCAUUAAUAGUGUGUACAUUUAUGUUCUGUUGGUACUAAUCCUGCAUUAGUAAACAUAACAACAAAUAUAAUAACCUGCUUAAUAGCAUGUUUGGCCGCCUUUGGAAUACAGUACUUUGACAAUUCUACGUGAUAUGGUCUUGACACAUCGUUUACAUGCUUCUGGGUGUAUGUUGCACCAGUUGUAUUCCACACGUUCAGAUUACCUAAAUGGUAUGGUCAAGACAUCAGUGUUAGUUACCAUGCUACUCAGACCAUGCACAUGUGACAUGGACAAUUAUCCUGCUGAAAGAUGCCUCCACUAUGGGAGAGCACACCAGGAAUGAAGGAAUGCAUGCAGUUGCAAUGAAUGUCACGUAGUCUGCAACUGUCAUGAUGCCUUCUGUUGCUAACAGAUGUCCCACAGGAGCCAAAGUGACUGCCCCCAAAGCAUAAUGGGCCCUCUAUGUGGUGCCAUUCAUUUAGAUGAUAGCAUAUCUGGAUGUGCAACUUACCUGGUGUAACAGGAAAUGUCACCCAUCCUGACAGUUAACAUUUGAAUUGACCUUCACUCCAGCCUCAAUGAUCCCUUGCACACUGCAGUUGCAAGUGAACAUUUUGGUGGAUUGGUAUGGAAACAUACAGUGACUAUAUGUUCCAGAGCCACACAUUCAACAAUGUACAUUGAACUGUGGGUUCCAAAACGUGUAUGGCUGCCCCAGCGUUGUUUUCUGUCAUUAGAUAUGCCACAUUUUGCCACAUCUCCAGCUUUACAGAGCAGGCAAGCUUCUGACCUCCAUACUUUGUGAAGAAGUAUAGAUGUAUUACAUCUUAUCAUAAUGUGAUGGACUUAUUACCUUUCAGCCACUUUCCUCAGAUGUUCACAACAGUAGCAUAGAUCCAUUGUACCAACUUCACCACUUUUGAGGUUCUAGUUCCCAACUGCAAUGCCACUUUAACUUGCCCUUUGCUAAAGUCAUUUACAUCAUUAAAUGUACAUGUUUGCAGCUCAUCUUACUGAUAGAACAAAAAGUGUAAAUCUCUGGUCUGCUUAUAUACUUGUAAUCUGCUUACUGCAUCAUGUGCAUACAACGUGGCAUUCAUUCGCUUCAUCAACAGUGUUCAUGACAUUUUUGCCCAUCAGUGCAUCUUCAUGUAAAUGGGUCAGAUGCGGAAAUGUGUAAUCUAAGAAAUUCAUCAUGCUUGGUUGUCAUUUACGCUAGUGCACAAUAGCUAUAUUUUUUGUGAAAUAUUUUUGUUUCACAAAGCUCUGUACAUAAUUCAGAGAUAAUAUAGGUAAGUGUUAUCCAACAAAGCUCUUAAUUACUUGUUCAGCAUCAAAUACUGCGAAAGUUCUACAAAAAAAAAAAAAAAAGAAA